Messenger RNA from Miscanthus lutarioriparius, 375 nucleotides. The record is from the annotation of a GenBank genome assembly. Lineage: Eukaryota; Viridiplantae; Streptophyta; Magnoliopsida; Poales; Poaceae.
AUGGAGCUUGCACCGCCGCUGAAUGGAGCUCGCGCCGUCGCCGCCUUUGUUGGGAUUGGGCUCGCGCCGGGAUGGAGCUCGAGGAGGAAGGCAGCGACUGGAAUGGGAUGGGGGAGCAGCGGCUGGAAGUGGAGGAGCUCACGCGGCGGAGGGACCUCUGCUGCCCUUAACCCGCCCCGGCGCAGCCACGAUGCGCGGUGGCGGAGCAUCGUGCCGUACGCCGCAAAGUGGUUCGCGUAUGCGACCACGGCGCGCAGGUGCGCCCGCUGCAGGCCCGCGACGGCGCCCCGCAUCCGCGUGUUCAGUACGGCCAGGGAGAAAGAGAGUGGCCACAGGGUUGCCGGAAGAGGGGCACCCUGCUCGGAUCUGACUUAG